AUGAUCCGGGGUGGUGUGGGCCAGGGGCCCGUGGCGUACAGUCACCCCUCAUCCCGUCGGGGCCCAGCGCGACCCCCCAGCAGGCCUGUGCAGCAGGAGGAGCACAUGAAGGAACUGGAGGCGCUGCAGGCCCAGCUGGAGGCCGAGCAUCUCCGCUCCCAGGAGCUGCACCGCCGCUUUGCUGAUGAAAUCUGUGAGAUGAAGAAGACAGCAGAGCAGGAGCGGCAGCUUCUGGCUGAGAAGCUACGCUCCAAAUGGGAGCAGCAACGGGCACGGGAGCUGCAGCAGCUGUGGGAGCUGAGCCAGAAGCAGCGGGCAACAGAGAUCCGUCAGCUGCUGCGUGAGAAGGAGGCCAGGUGGCGCCAGGCACAGGAGUUGCUCCAGCAGCAGCGGGACGACGCCAUCCGCCAGGCGCGGGAGCUGCAGCAGGAGCUGGCCGAGGAGCUGGUGAAGCACGGCUGCAGCAGCAGCAGCGAGGCCCGCAGCAAGCUGCAGGAGGUCCACAGGCAGCUCCAGUGGCGGAAGGACAGCAAGCAGACCGCCCACAUCCUAAACCUGCAAAAUGAACUGGAACUGCAGAGAAAACUCUUCCAGCAGUACAUCCUGGAGCAGGCUGAGGGGCGGCCGCCUGCCUCCCACAGCGAAGACAGGGCUGCAGCCUGGCACCGCCUGCAGACUCGCCUGGGCACAGGGACCACCGGGACCUGCUCUUCGAAGCGCCCCGGUGCAUCUGGUGCUGCUGGUGGAGGAGGGCAGCAGACAACCCACUCCAGCUUAAAAGACGCUCACCUCCAGGGAGAAGGGAAGAGCUGCGGGCGGGCGGUCACAGACGUGGCUGUUCAGGUCGCAGCGCAACAAGAGGCCUGUCCACCUGGCAGUGGAGAGAGCCAGCUGCUGGAGGAGAAAGCUCAUCUGCAGCAUGCCCUGGAGGACCUGCAGAGGCAAUGCAGUGUCCUUCAAGAGGAGACCCGCCUUCUGAGGAAGAAAAGGUCUCUGGAACUGAGGGAGGAGGUGGAGAGGCUCCAGCAGAAGACUAAUAUGCUAGGCCUCCUUACCAAGCACCUGCAAGAAGAAGACAGGCAACUGAAGACUAAUAUGCUAGGCCUCCUUACCAAGCACCUGCAAGAAGAAGACAGGCAACUGAAAGAGAUCGCCUUGAAAUCUGGAAAGACUGCUGCAAAGACAGAGCAGGUCGACCAGCAGCAGAGAGGGCAACUGGAAACCGAGGCUGGGAAAAAACUUAGGCCUCACAAGAACCUGGAUCAGGAACGCUCAAGACUGCAGAAAGGGUACGAGGAGCUGAAAGUGCGUCUAACAGAGAUGAUAAAUGAAAAUGCCAGACGCGCAGAAGAAAAUUCUCAGCUCCGUGGGCAGAAGGAGCGGAUAGAGGAGGUUCGAUCUGACAACACUGCUCUGAAGGGGGAACUCGUGCAAGUGACAGAGCAGCAAAGUUCUGCCAUGAGAGAGGCCAAACAUCUUCAAACGCGACUGAAAGAUCUGGCACAGGCCUAUGCAGAGCAGUCCCAUGACCUUUGCAACCGUGAAGAGGGCCCUGUGGGUGGGAACGGAGAAUCAGGAGCAGAGGAUGUGUCCUUCAUCCUGCAGUCCUCGGGACAAGAAUCGCUAAAACUUCGAAAAUUUUUAGCUCGAUAUAGCUACGAUCCUUUUGAGGGUCCUAAUGAGCACCCCGAAGAAGAGCUUCCUCUGACUGUGGGAGAAUUCAUUUAUGUCUAUGGAGACAUGGAUGAAGACGGCUGGUUUGUGGGAGAGCUGAUGGAUGGCACAAGAGGAUUUGUCCCCUCUAAUUUGGUAGAAGAAGUUUCAGAGGACGACGUGGUGACAACUGUGCCUCCAGAGCUACGUGAUCUCCUGCAGGAUAGCGAUGAUGAAGUGAGGUUUUGCAGCAGGAGAAGAAAGAAGAAACGGAGGAAUAAAUAA
Messenger RNA from Cygnus atratus (black swan), 1938 nucleotides. RefSeq names its product RIMS-binding protein 3A-like. The transcript has 2 exons. Gene Ontology annotation, molecular function: protein binding. Gene Ontology annotation, biological process: neuromuscular synaptic transmission. The record is from RefSeq and is a predicted model, not a curated record. Lineage: Eukaryota; Metazoa; Chordata; Aves; Anseriformes; Anatidae. Bases 1 to 1938 code for a protein of 645 amino acids.